Messenger RNA from Hyla sarda, 1525 nucleotides. RefSeq lists its product as uncharacterized. The coding region runs from base 149 to 1498 and encodes 449 amino acids. NCBI's taxonomy places the organism in Eukaryota, Metazoa, Chordata, Amphibia, Anura, Hylidae. The transcript has 5 exons. The record is from RefSeq and is a predicted model, not a curated record.
CCGGCAUUCGACAUCCUGUGGACGGAAAGCGCGGAGGGACAAAAGAGAAUCGGAAACGUUAGGGUUGAGUGAAGUGGAGACUUCCGCUUAGCAACGUCUUGUUUGGCCCCUCCCCCUAGUAACAGAGGAUAGAAGCGGAGAAGCCACCAUGGCUCAGACAGCGGAGGGAGCGUUCGUCCUGCACGGGAGGAAAGCGGCGCUCAGAGAGAAGCCAUAUGAAUUUGUCAGCAAUACACAGAAGACCACAAGCACCCACAAUCUCAGCUUCCAAGGGUCCUCGAACAGUCGCAGAAUACAUGGCAGUCAAGGCGGAGGACACGCGUUUUCUGAUGACUCAAACGGUAACACAUUGUCUUCGUAUGCCAAAGAGAAUCUCUCCAUCGAUGACCUGGAGGACAACUUGAGGAAACUCAAAGUACAGGUGGACAGUUUGGCUUCUAGCCUAAAUUUUGAAAGCAAAAGAUCAAACGCCAGUAUCCACGAGUGGCCAAAGAAAAUGGAUGACUCCUUGUAUGAUGAUCUCCGUGAUCCAGGACUGGACUCUGACUGGUUUUUGACAUUAAGUCAUCUUAAAAAACCACAUGAAAUAUUUUCUGCUGUACAGAGUUCAGGGCUACCUACGUUUUCUAAGUUCUCCUUUAGUGGUCCAGUUGUCCACGGUGCAACCUCCACAUCUUUGAUCCCAUCAGACAUUGCUUAUAGAGAAUCCAUCCCCAUGAAGCUUGGUGCUCCUCACGUUAUUGGAGUUAAAUCCUUAUUACCUCCUAAGAUCCCUGUACGUUCUCGUUCUCCUGAAAGAACUAAAGUCUCCACCGUAAGAGGAAGAUCUCAGUCCCUAGACCGUUCCCAUUCAUUCUCCCCCGCCUCAAAGAAAACCAGAUGGCUGAGAUCACGUUCUCAAUCCCCUAAGCCCAUCUGGAGGCCAAACUCUGCCAAAGCCAACGCCUGUGCUCAACCUCCGCCAAGAGUGAAAUCCAGCGGCAAGAUGUCGUCUUCCAACAGGCAGUCACGCUCGAGGUUCUACAGACCAGGAACUUUGGUUACUAGGUCCUUCACGCCCCCGAGGAAGAUCAAAAGCAGCCUGAGUUAUUCAUGGUCUCCUUACAGUAUUCCAUCAUCUGCAAUAUCGGCACCAACUGCAGAAGAGAUCAGUGACAGAUUCUUGAAGACCUUGGCAGGGGCAGAUGUGGGAGCUUCUGUAGUAGAUGCCUCACCUUAUCAGCAGGAGCUCACGCGGUUACGACUGGAGCGGCUCCGGGUGGAAGAGGAAUUGUUGCUGGAGAUUAAAAGGCACCAAGAGUUGGAAAGAACCCGAGGACCAAAGCCAAAGUGGUAUGAGAUGAAGAACUCUCAGUUCCAUUACGAAGCUCGUAAGAAUAAUGAACUACUGAAGACAAGUAAGGAUUACCAAUCCAUCUUCAAUUACCGGCAGGAUCUCGCCACCUCAUCCAAGGAUUUUCUGCAGCACUUUAAGGCUACACACUUUGAGCCGGUGUAACUUGAAUCCUCGUUUGCAGCAAAUUAG